GUGUUUGCGCUGCGGGCAGAGAAAGGAGCCGAGCCCCGCAGCGGCCCAACCGAGCCCGUCGCCCGCCCCGCGCCCAGCCAUGUCGGACCAGGAAGCAAAGCCUUCAGCUGAGGACUUAGGAGAUAAGAAAGAGGGGGAAUACAUUAAACUCAAAGUCAUUGGGCAGGACAGCAGUGAAAUUCACUUCAAGGUGAAAAUGACAACACACCUCAAGAAACUCAAAGAAUCAUACUGUCAAAGACAGGGUGUUCCAAUGAACUCACUCAGGUUUCUCUUCGAGGGUCAGAGAAUUACUGAUAAUCAUACCCCCAAGGAGCUGGGGAUGGAGGAGGAAGAUGUGAUUGAAGUUUAUCAGGAACAGACGGGGGGUCACUCAACAGUUUAGAUCCUUCUGUUUGUUUUAUUUCCCCUUAAUCCUUUUUUAUUUUUAAAUAAUAGUUCUUUUGUAAUGUGGUGUUCAACACUGAAUUGAAACUGGCACCCCAUCUCUGGGAGUUUAUUUUCAAGCGUCUGGUAUUUUAAAUUCUCGUGCUCAUUAUACACUAUUGUUUCUGUUUUCAUUGUGCUGAACUUCUGUGAUCCAGCUGCAGCCCUGCUCUCCUUUUCCCUUCCGCCCUCCCCUUUAGAAAUACAUGUACACACAUGCAUUUGUAUGUUCACUAGGUUCGUGCAUUUCAGGCACGAAGGUUGUAAGAUCUGCCAGGUGGGCGAGUGUUCUUAAUGACUUCCAUAUCUGCCCUGAAGUUUUGAUGUGUGACUGUUUCACUCCUGGACUAUAACUUUCAGUGCGAGAUGAAGUUUUUCAGAACUAAACUGUGGAGAAAUCAUGUAUCCAUAACUCAGAGCUUUUUUGCUUAAAUUGUGCUGAUGGCCCAACGGAGAAGAUCAGAGUUGGAAAUGAAAAAGCUAGAACCGUUGUCAUCUGUACCUUGCUCCAGAGAUGGCUUUGCUGAAGACAUAGAAUUGAAAACCCUAAUGAUUCUUAAAUCUUGCCAGAAGAGCCCAGAAGCAUUUUAACUUCAUAUAGCAAUUAGUUCACGCAGGUAUUCUUGCAAGAAUGUUCACAGCAGGCAACUGGUGUUACUUUGACACUCUUGUUUGUACCUUUUGGCCUGGGACAUGGGUUUUGAAUGGACAUUGUCUGUACCAGCUUCAUUUAAAAUAAACAAGAAAAACGAUUUUAUAAACAAUUUGCAUUUUCUUUUCAAAUGUUUGGAAAUGAACAAAAAUGUGAAAGGAGAUAACUGGGGCUUUCCUUUCCAGUACCUCUACAUAGAAGGCAGAAAAGAAGUUGUGGUCCGUAAACAUACCUCAUAUAAAAGCAUUUACUUUUUUCUACUUGCAUGAGCAAUAUACUUACUGGUUUGGAUAGCAGGUGACUCUUUAAGACUACUAGCUGUUUCUUGUCCUCUUAGGGAAUGGUCACAUAGUUACUUACUGCUUCACUUCAUGCACGAAAGUUAGAGUGAAAACGCAACUUGGAAGAGAAUACAAAGGUGUAAUGUCUACAUUUCAUAUGAUUAUGGUACUAAUGAGUGAUCUCUCUAUGAUGGAUGACAUGUAAAUGAUAAGAUGCCUCAGCAUACUUGAGGGUUGUCUUCAUGUUGUAGCCAGUUGCUGGUUCCAAAUAGUCUGAGAACCUUUGAUUGGGUCUGAUAGCUCAGAUGGAAGGUUAUAAGCAGGGCAGGGUAGAGAAGGUUUCUGCAUUGUCCCUACUUCAGCUUUUCAGCAGGUGGAUAGGACUUGUUCCUGGCUUGGUUUUGUAAAUCAAGUUCAUUUAUGAGUGACAGAUAAAUUUAAAAGCAUUUUAGUGCUGGCGUACCUGGAAGAAAUUGCAGAUGAGCUGUCUGUGAUCAGUUUUUAUGGCUCUUGCUGUAAAGCUAUACAGGAACUUUCAUGCUUGUUGUUUGUCUGAUUUUUUUUUAUUUACUAAUACUUUUGUAUGCGUAGUGGCACUGAUUUUUAGAAGAUUAAAACGUUUGAUUAAUAAAGGUUAGAAUAUGGGUCUUCAAUCUUAAAGUGUUCUAUAUAAUUCAAUUCUUCCUACUGUGAUGUACGACAACGUGGCUUCUUUGGACUUAGCUCCAAUUGCUUUUUGAGAACACUAAACGUACCCGCUUCAGAAUACCAGAAAUAAAACAGCCUUGUGAUUACUAUCAGAUCAUCUCUAAUUUAAUUUUUGUAAUGCUCUUGUUAGUAGACAAGUUCUCAUUAUCCCACUUCUUCAAAUUAGGAACAGAGGCACAGGGGACAGUGGUUUACUGAGGUCACUCAGGAAACUGAAGGUGGAGAUGAGAAAAUAAUCCAGUUCCCCCGUGUUUGAUGCUAGUACUGUUGCUGCAUCAGCUUUCUUUGGUUCCUGCUGUUCACUUUACUCUUCUGAGUCUGCUUUAUAUGCUCUUCCAUACCAGUUUUCUAGUUUUGAAGCACUGCCUCACUGAGGGAUAUGGAGGAGAGCUUCCUGCCAAAUGCUAUUUCAGCUUCAGUGAAAUGAAGCUCAAGGCUAAGGUUGGUUUUUUGGUUUUUUUUUCCUGUUGUAUAACAUUCUCCUGAAACAUGUCUGUUCAUAGAGUGGACAUGGUACCUGUGGCAAAAUGACUUGACCCCUUUUUGAUCUGUUGCCAAGCAUCAAGGAACAGAGCUGCUGAUCUAAAGCAAUGUCUGUACAGUUGCAACUGUUUGUGGAACAGUAAUAACAGGAAAACUGUACUUUGACUACAAGAUUAGUAUGGAGAGCUUCAUGUAAAACGUGAGGAUAAACAAGCUACACAUGCAUUGGUACCUUUUAAGGAACUUCAUUUUUUGGAAGUUGUGCUUCGAAAUAAUAAAUUUUUGAAGUUGAGAGGA
Messenger RNA from Gallus gallus (chicken), 2847 nucleotides. RefSeq names its product small ubiquitin-like modifier 1 (gene SUMO1). Gene Ontology annotation, biological process: protein sumoylation. Gene Ontology annotation, molecular function: ubiquitin-like protein ligase binding; protein tag activity. Gene Ontology annotation, cellular component: PML body; nucleus. Lineage: Eukaryota; Metazoa; Chordata; Aves; Galliformes; Phasianidae. The record is from RefSeq and is marked provisional.